AUGCCAUCGCAGAGGAUACUCAUCGUUGGAGCGGGCGUGGCGGGCUCCGUAUCAGCGUUCUGGUUGGCCAAGCAUAACUUUGAGGUAGUCGUCAUUGAACGAUCAAAGGUUGGGCAGAAAUUAGGACAAGGGAUCGAGAUUGAGGAGCCUGCACUUCAGGUCGUGAAAGCCAUGGGCAUCUUGGACAAGCUAAAUGAGAAGAAAACCGGUGAACUCGGGUUCGAGUUCAACGAUGAAAACUUCCGGGUACGCGGUCGCCUCGAGGCAACGGGCAGUUACAGUCCAACGGGCAACCUCGAACUCAUGCGAGGUGACUUGACCGAGGUUCUCUACGAAGCCGCGGACCAAUCUGCCAACGUGAAGUAUCAGUUCGAAACCACGGUACAGAGUCUAACACAGACACAAGACAAAAUCACGGUAGAACUCCAAAACCGAACCGAGCGAUCCAGCUGGAAGGAGGAGUUUGAUUUCGUGAUAGGCGCCGACGGAGUGAAGUCCCACACAAGAAGGCUCACCAUGGGACCCCCUGAAGUCCUCAACUGCUUGAAGCCUGUCGACGCCUACGUCGCAUACUUCUCCAUCCCCAAAGAAGAUCGGGAUUGGCCCUAUUCUCGAAUGUGCGCCUUCCCUGGUCGACGGAACAUUUGGAUCCGGCCGAUUGGAAAAGACGACAAGAUAGUGUCGGUGUACCUUAUGCAUAUUGGUGGCGACCAUCCUGACAUACACCAAGCAAUCGCUACUGGAGACAGGCCAAAGCAGAAAGAGCAUCUCGCCAAAUUGUACAGUGGCUUGGGCUGGGAAGCACCCCGCGUCAUCGAGCAGAUGAUGGCUGCAGAGAAUUUCUACUCGGACGAGCUUCAACAGGUUAAACUCCAGAGAUGGUCGCAGCAGCGGGUUGUGCUCUUGGGCGAUGCUGCCUGGGCUCCAACUCCGUUCACCGGGGCAGGGAACCAGUUGGCAAUCAUAGGCGGAUGGGUCCUGGCUCAAGAGCUUUCGAGACACCGGAGUCCCGUGGCGUUUGAAACGUACGAAAAGAGACUGCGAGCGUAUGUGGAGCAACGCCAAAGAAUCCCGCUUUGGGGAUACGCACCGUACAUUUUCAUGCCAAAGACGACUUUGGGUGUGAGGACCCUUCAUGUAUUUUUCGUGUUUGUCUCCUGGAUAGCGCGUUUCCUUAUAUGGUCGAGACUGUCGAGGUUGUUUCCAGAUGGUGGUCAGGAGAAUGAUUUCGACUUGGAGAUGGAGGGAGUUGACGCAAAUGCGGUGGGAUGA
Molecule: messenger RNA, 1272 nt
Organism: Exophiala spinifera
Lineage: Eukaryota; Fungi; Ascomycota; Eurotiomycetes; Chaetothyriales; Herpotrichiellaceae
Exons: 1
Coding region: 1-1272 (423 amino acids)
Molecular function (GO): FAD binding
Source: RefSeq, a predicted model, not a curated record